Molecule: messenger RNA, 2011 nt
Organism: Sceloporus undulatus (fence lizard)
Lineage: Eukaryota; Metazoa; Chordata; Lepidosauria; Squamata; Phrynosomatidae
Gene: BDKRB2
Product: bradykinin receptor B2
Exons: 5
Coding region: 419-1543 (374 amino acids)
Biological process (GO): neutrophil chemotaxis; G protein-coupled receptor signaling pathway; smooth muscle contraction
Cellular component (GO): membrane
Molecular function (GO): bradykinin receptor activity
Source: RefSeq, a predicted model, not a curated record
CUGAAAUCUUUGCUCUAUAAAGAACAACUGGGCUCUAAUUUCUGAGUCUACAAAGGAAGAAAAUCAUAACAAGGCCCACUGGGAUGCAGAAUCACCUACACAUUCCUCUUUCUCUUGCUUGUCCUCACCUGAAUAUGUGUUCCUGAAGCAUUGGCUGUGUUUUACUGGCAGCAGCCAUCUCAACUAGUUCCAGAAUAAUACAAACAAGCUGCCAACCAGAGCUCCCAGAAGCCCCAGUCCACUUUUGCAAGAGUCAGAAAAAAUGGGAGCUGAUGUCCAAAUUAUCUGGAGGACCAAAGACUGGGAACCACAGUUUGGCUGCCAUGUUUCAUUUCUUUAACAAGCCUGGCUGCAACACUUGUGUUGAUGCUGUCUGACUUCCCCAGCCACUGUGGGAAGCACUGAAACAGCUUCCAUCAUGGAUGAAAAUGGUACAGCCCUUUACAGUGUUACAGCCAGCUGGAAAUCUGAGACGACUCAGUCCAUGCCAUUAAACACAACAACAAACAACUCCUGCCUUUGGCCAAAAGAAUGGCAGUGGCUAUUAGAUAUCCAACCAGUAUUCCUCUGGUUUCUUGCCAUCGUGGGAGCAGUUGAGAACCUGUUUGUCCUCAGCGUGUUGUGCUUCCACAAGAGCCGUUGCACGGUGGCUGAAAUUUACUUAGCAAACUUAGCUGCAGCUGACCUUCUGUUACUCUGUGGUUUACCUUUCUGGGCAGUCAAUAUAACCAGUAAUUUUCAAUGGCCAUUUGGGCUCCCCCUUUGUAAAGCCAUUAACACUAUCCUGUAUAUGAACUUAUACUCUAGCAUUUACUUCUUGGUAAUGGUGAGCAUUGAUCGCUACUUGGCCUUAGUGAAAACCAUGUCACUUGGGCGUAUGCGCCGACCAUGGUGUGCCAAAUUAAACUGCUUCAUCAUUUGGGUCUCUGCACUAUUCCUAUGUUCUCCUGCUCUGAUAUUCAGGUCCCUAAAAUAUGUGCCUGAGUAUAACAUCACAGCAUGCAUGCUGGAUUACCCAUCCUUGGACCAGUGGGUAGUGAUUACAAACACUUUGCUUAACACAGUGGGCUUUUUGAUGCCCCUCUGUGUCAUCAUCUACUGUACAAUUCAGAUCAUCCAAGCUUUACAAAAAAAUGAAUUCCAAAAUAUCAAAGCUAUUCAGACUGAGAAAAAAGCCACCAUCCUGGUCCUUUCAGUCCUUUUACUAUUUAUCAUCUGCUGGCUCCCUUUUCAGAUCACCACAUUCUUGGAGACAUUAAGACAAAUAGAUAUUCUUCCAGGUUGUGCCAAUGAGCAAGCCCUUGAUGUGGCUACACAGAUUGCUACCUAUUGCAGUUUCAGCAACAGCUGCCUUAACCCAAUAGUGUAUGUCCUUGUGGGAAAACACUUCCGAAAAAAAUCCAAAGAACUCUACAGUAGGAUGAUACGUCGGAGACCCAGCGCAGCACCAUCUGUCCAAAUAAUGACUACCAUGGAAACUAUUCGGAUGUCCUUCUCAGUGGAAAAUCACAGGAAAAAGUCUGCUGUUAACUUGCCACGAUAGCAUCAUUUGCAUAUUUCUGUUGAAAAAGGCAAAACUUUACAUGUAGCAGUGGGUUGUAGAUGUUUCCCCCACUUUGAAGAAAGUGGACUCAUGCAUUGCUGCUGAAAUUUGGGGGAAUCUCACAUGAGUUGUAAAGUUUGCAAAGGCCAGGGGUGGGCAGAAAGUAGAUCUGGAUCAAUUUGUUAAUCUGUGGGUGCUUUGCAGUACAUUGGCAAGGGUUUCUGCAUUCCAGUUUUUAUCAAAUGCAGAAUCAAACUGAUUCCAACUCUGAGAAUUAUAUUGCUAAGAUGAAGAAUGUAUCAGAUAAUAGGCAUAGAUUUUGUGUGAAAAAAAUGUGAGUUCUCCUAUGUUAUGGUACUCAAAAAUGAGUCUUGAGCUUAGGCGUUAAAUGUGUGUCUUUUGCACCAGAGUGCAGGUUCUGGUAAAAAAACAACAAGACAAAGUUAAUCCAGCAACACUUGCCCCCAG